Nerophis lumbriciformis (worm pipefish) is the source of this 2917-nucleotide messenger RNA. RefSeq names its product CD2-associated protein (gene cd2ap). Gene Ontology annotation, biological process: actin filament organization; cell migration. NCBI's taxonomy places the organism in Eukaryota, Metazoa, Chordata, Actinopteri, Syngnathiformes, Syngnathidae. The record is from RefSeq and is a predicted model, not a curated record. Gene Ontology annotation, cellular component: plasma membrane; cell leading edge; cytoplasm. Gene Ontology annotation, molecular function: protein binding.
UUGUUUGGUGGCGGGGCAGCCCAAUGGAGGCAGGUCCACGUCCAAGAAAGGUGGAGACUCCUGGCCAACUUCCUGCACAAUACUCUUCAAGCGCCGCCAGGAGACAAGAAGGACGAAUGGAUCUACGGCUCACUUGACCUUCUCUCUUGGAUUUCCCCGACCAGCAUAUUUAGCUGCUGGUAGCUGCUGGCGGAUCAAAGAUCGUUGAUUAGCGCAGGACGGGCUAAAGGCAGAAAUGGAGGUUGUGGUGGAGUUUGAAUACGAAGCGCUCCAUGAAGAUGAGCUGACCUUGCGACCUGGUGACAUCAUAAAGAAUGUCCGCUGCAUCGAGGAGGAUGGCUGGAUGGAGGGAGAUCUCAACGGUAAACACGGACUCUUUCCUGACAACUUUGUUAAGGAAGUAAAGAAGGAGGCCAAGGAAGCAAAACAUGAACCCAAAGAAGAACCCCAGCAGCCUGUGAAGAGAGAUAAAUCUUCAGGGACUGUGGCCAACUUGGUUCAGAGGAUGAGCACCAUUGGCCUCCCAACUGGUGGCUUCCAGCCACGACCAUCAGCUGCCAUGAAGAAGCCCAAGAAGAGACUGUGCAGAGCCUUGUAUGACUAUCAGCCAGUGAAUGAAGAUGAGCUGGAGCUGAAAGUGGGGGACAUUGUGGACGUCACUGAAGAGGUUGAAGAGGGCUGGUGGAGUGGAGUCCUAAACAACAAGUCAGGACUCUUCCCGUCUAACUUUGUAAAAGAAGUGGAUCCCAGCAAAGACAAUGGCGACGUGAAUGACACCACAGCAGAAGAUGCUGAUGGAGGUGUAGACAGCAGCCAGUCUGCUGCAGGCAAUGGUGCUAUUGUGCAGCCCAAGAAAGUCCAACGUAUCGGUUAUGGGAAUAUUUUCAAAGAUGGCUCUUUAAAAUCAAGAAUCCGAAUACCCAACUUGGAAACAGAAGAGAAAAAGGACACGCCAAGUCCUUCAUUCCCAUCAGCCGCAAAAGCUGCCUUUCCCAACAUGACAGAAGUACAGCGAGGAGAUGGAGAUAGCAACACCAAAGCUAAAGACCUCUGCAAGGCCACCUUUGCUUAUGAGUCCACAAAUGAAGAUGAGCUGAGCUUUCACGAGGACGACAUCAUCACUGUUAUAAGCAAGGACACAGGAGAGCCUGGGUGGUGGCGAGGGGAGAUCGCAGGCAGAGAAGGCGUCUUCCCUGACAACUUUGUCCUCAUGCUAUCGGACUCAGAGAAAGAGGCUCACCUUGUGAGAGGCUCACGUAAGUCCUCACUCAAGCACGACUCUGAGGAGAAACCGAAGAAGCCACCUCCACCUUCAAAAAGCAUAGCUCUCAAACCAGAAGUUCCCAGCGCCGACAAAAAGCCACAUAUCAGGCCAGAGGACAAAGAAGAGGAAGUUGUGUCUUCAUGGGCCAUGUCGCCCCAACUCCAACAACCUGCAUUCCCCGCGGGGACAAAGCUUCCGGAGUUCUGGCAGAGUGACCCGGCAUCAUGGUUCCAGCACAUCGAGGCACUUUUCCACCUGCGAGGAAUCACCGGCGACGACUCCCGGUAUUACUUGGUCGUAACAGCCCUCGACCAGGCGACCACUCGCCGCGCUAUGCAGCUGUUGCAAAGGCCUCCACAGAGCGGCAAGUACGCAGCCCUCAAGAAUCUUCUGCUUCGGAGAUUUACUCUCACUGACGCUGAGAGGGCAGAUAGACUUCUUUCCCUGCCGGGUUUGGGCGAUAGCACCGCCGUGGAUUUAAUGGACUGUAUGCUGUCGCUGCUGGGCUCCGAGGAUGGCGGCUUCAUUUUCCCGCAUCUUUUCUUGAGGCAGCUACCACCUGCGGCCCGUGCGGUGCUAGCUAACUCCGCUUCUCUGGCCUCCGGCGAUUACUGGGGCUUGGCUGAAGAAGCUGACCGGGUGCUUCUGGCUUCCAGACGGUUUGCCGUGCAGAGCCUAGAAGCGCCCCUCAUGCAGACAAUGGAGAACGCGGACCCAGCAGUACUGGCGGGAGUCGCUACCCGGAAAAGGCGCGAAGCGAGCCAGUGCUUCUUCCAUCAACGUUUUGGCGCCAAAGCUCGACGGUGUAUUCCUCCAUGCUCCUUCACGGCCUCGGGAAACUCAAACGCCGGCGUUCAGUAGCGGCUGUGAGCGCCGACCAAGCAAGCGAGCUGCUCUUCAUCGCUGACUCGUCGUCAAGGAGACGUUUCCUGGUGGACUCCGGUUCGCAAGUCAGCCUGUUACCUGCCACGGACGCGGACAAGACGACAGGUGGCUGCGGGCCGCUGCUGAAUGCCGCCAACGGCUCGUCAAUCGACACUUUGGGCUCCAGGUCGGUGACUGUGUGCUUCCAUGGACGUACAUUCCAGUGGGACUUUGUCAUCGCUGCCAUCACGGUUCCCAUUAGUGGCGCGGAUUUUCUGUGUGCUAAUGGACUGCUUGUUGAUGUUGCUAACUGCCGAUUGAUUGACGCUGUAUCUUUUCCAACUUUUACAUGUAAGGCGGGGGACUUGGACCGUUAACACACGCUAAUUAUUUGGUAUCUGGUGACGUUUUUCAGCGUUUGCUGACGGAUUUUCCGUCAUUAAUCACUCCCGCUUUUUCCACCGCAGACACUAAACACGGUGUUGAACAUUUCAUUCCCACAGUGGGCCCGCCAGUUUUUGCGCACACGCGCCGUCUUGACGCGUCUAAAUCGACCAUUGCUAAAGAGGAGUUUGCUACAAUGGAGCGUUUAGGCAUUCUAAUAGCCCGUGGGCCUCACCCUUGCACAUGGUGCCUUAGUCAGACGGUUCCUUCGCCUUCACCGGGCCCUGAUAUCUCUUCUGCCCCACAGGGUACACCCGCUCCUCAUUGGACAUUGUAGCCGUUACGGCAGGCGAGUGAGGCCCCCUGAAAUGUUUUCGUUUUCCCCAUAACUUGCUGUCUGGGUGU